UAGGCCUCUUUGAGCCCAGCUCGGUACCGAGCGAAAAUAUGAGCGAGUUUACUGAAGAGUGCGCCCGGCUCCGGCGCUACCAUGAGCUCCCGGUGUGGGUGGUGGAGGAUCAUCAGGAGGUUCUGCCCUUUAUAUACCGGGCCAUUGGCUCAAAGCAUCUUCCUGCAAGUAAUAUAAGUUUUGUGCAUUUUGAUUCACAUCCAGACCUCCUUAUUCCUGUGAAUAUGCCAGCUGACACUGUAUUUGAUAAGGAAACACUUUUCGGAGAAUUAAGUAUCGAGAAUUGGAUUAUACCUGCAGUUUAUGCUGGCCAUUUUUCCCAUGUAAUAUGGCUUCAUCCCACAUGGGCUCAGCAAAUCAGAGAGGGCAGACAUCAUUUUUUAGUAGGCAAAGACACUUCGACCACAACAAUCAGGGUUACAAGUACAGAUCAUUACUUUCUAAGUGAUGGUCUUUAUGUAACUGAAGACCAGCUAGAGAACCAAAAACCUUUACAAUUGGAUGUAAUUAUGGUGAAACCUUAUAAACUCUGUAACAAUCAAGAAGAAAAUGAUGCAGUGUCUUCUGCUAAGAAGCCAAAGCUAGCACUGGAGGACGCAGAGAACACUACCUCUACUAAUGGUGAAUCUUGUUCAGAAGGACUGGAAAAUGACUCAGUGACACAGAGAAGAGACCAAACUUGUCUACAACCAUCAUGUUCAUGUUCUUCUGAAAGCCAAGAAUGCCACACUUCAGUCAGCACUGGAGAAAUCUUGGAAAUUUUGGAGAAAGGGGAUGCAUUUGUUUUAGAUAUUGACUUAGAUUUUUUUUCAGUCAAGAAUCCCUUCAAAGAAAUGUUCACUCAGGAGGAGUACAAAAUCUUACAAGAGCUGUACCAAUUUAAAAAGCCUGGUACCAACCUGACAGAGGAAGAUUUGGUAGAUUGUGUUGAUACUCGAAUUCAUCAAUUAGAAGAUUUAGAAGCUGCUUUUGCCGAUUUGUGUGAUGGUGAUGAUGAAGAAACUGUACAGAAAUGGGCUUCAAAUCCUGGAAUGGAAUCACUAGUUCCACUGGUACAAAGUUUGAAAAAACGGAUGGAAGCGCCGGACUAUGAAAUGGUUCACCAGGCUGGUCUAACCUGUGAUUAUUCAGAACUUCCUCACCAUAUCAGCACAGAACAAGAAAUUGAAUAUCUUAUUCAAUCUGUGUAUUACGUUCUAAAAAAUUUGCCAAAACCUACUGCAGUGACAAUUGCAAGGUCAAGUCUGGAUGAUUACUGUCCUUCUGAGCAAGUUGACACCAUUCAAGAAAAAGUCAUCAGUGUGCUACGCUCCCUCUAUGGGACUUUAGACGUUCACCUGGUUUAUUCAGCAGAGUCCACUUCAUCUUGAAACAUCACAGCGCUAGGCUCCUAUUAACAUCUUGAUGUAGUAACAGGGCUUUCAUUAACUUGUUUGCAAAUGAAUCUUCCAGAGAACACUUUGGUUUUUGUUUUUGUUUUUUUGCGGUACACGGGCCUCUCACUGCUGUGGCCUCUCCGGUUGCGGAGCACAGGCUCUGGACGCGCAGGCUCAGCGGCCAUGGCUCACGGGCCCAGCCGCUCCGCGGCAUGUGGGAUCUUCCCGGACCGGGGCACGAACCCGUGUCCCCUGAAUCGGCAGGCGGACUCUCAACCACUGCGCCACCAGGGAAGCCCCGCUUUGUGUUAAUAUUAACUUUCAUUUAAAAUCUUUCAGGUAUUUUGAAUCUCCAAACAGAUAUCACUAGUUGUUGAAUGACGGCAAUUUUGGGGGGGCCUCAAGUCUACCCCCAGUUGAUGGAACAGAUGCUCAUCUUUCUUCCUGUCCAUCACUGUCGUGUUCACUUUUAUGAGGGUUUUUUUCCUCUUUUCCCCUCUUCCCCUUAGGUUGGUUGGACUGUAUGCAAUUUAUUCAUUUAUUCAUUCACUCACCCAACUGACAUUUUUUUGAGCACGUUCAUGUGCCAGACAUAAUUAAGUUAU
Messenger RNA from Kogia breviceps (pygmy sperm whale), 1981 nucleotides. RefSeq names its product chromosome 4 C5orf22 homolog (gene C4H5orf22). The record is from RefSeq and is a predicted model, not a curated record. Lineage: Eukaryota; Metazoa; Chordata; Mammalia; Artiodactyla; Physeteridae.